UGCUGAUGAACGCAAGGGAUUUGUACUCUACGACUUGCGUACAAUUACAAGUCAUCUAUCAAGCCCCGUCUCUUCUUUCUCUCUGCUCUGCCUUGUCGCUGCCUUGGUCCGCUUCCAUCAUCGGAUAAACUCCGGAGCGACAAGAGAUCUCUUGUUGAAUUACUGGUCUCGUGGAGAACUGAAGAGCCAAGAGCAUUACUGAAGCACAGAGUUUGAGCGGCAACCCACCAGCUAGCGUCAAAUUGGAAGGAAAAUAUGUCCAGCACUCAGGAUUCAGUAGAAGUGUUCGCCGUAGCGAUAGCACAACUGCCUUUAGACUCGCUCCACGCCGAGCGUGCCCGGCUGGAGAACUCGGUCGAGCAUCUUCUGAGAUCAAAUUCGGAAAUCCAAGCCUUUAUAGACAGCGACGAAGUAGAAUCCGCAGAGGAGCAGAAAGAGUUCGAAGGUGUGAUUAAGGAGAACGAAGAGAUUCUCGAGCAGCAGAAGCUGAGAAUCGAGAUGGUGAAGUCAGAGAUCAGCCAGCGCAGUAGGUAGCAGACACGUCAAAAACAAGCAAAACAAUCAUCGAGAGAUUCCGGGCCCGCCUGCUCUAAGUGCUCAGUAGCCGUCGACGGUUUACGCUGUUACUUCUAGAAUACACGCACUUCCUUCUCUCAAACUGGCAAAUGAUAACGAACCGGAUUUCCAUUUUUCAGUUUUUAGAUUUCGGAGACUAACCCAGACCGUGCCGCGCAGAGAAUAGUCUAUAGUCUAUGUACGUCAUUUAUAAAGGGGACGGGAGUACCAGUUUUUAAUAUACCCAAAACACGAAUUUCUGCCCCCACAAUAAGAUCAUAUCACCGCUACGUUAGCAGCCACCGCCGCCGCCGCUGCUGCUAAAUAGUGCUGCUUCACGC
This is a messenger RNA of Myxozyma melibiosi, 896 nucleotides long. RefSeq lists its product as uncharacterized. The record is from RefSeq and is a predicted model, not a curated record. Lineage: Eukaryota; Fungi; Ascomycota; Lipomycetes; Lipomycetales; Lipomycetaceae. The transcript has 2 exons. Gene Ontology annotation, biological process: proteasome regulatory particle assembly. The annotation marks the transcript as partial. Gene Ontology annotation, molecular function: protein-macromolecule adaptor activity.